CUUAAAAUAAACAAACAACCUUUUGCUCUUACUACUGAUGAUGAAUCAGAAAUUAUCACUAAAUUAUCUUUCAAAGAAUACAAAGAAGAACUUAAUAAGAUCAGUUUUCCUCAUUACAAAUAUGUUGCUCAUGUAUUUAACUUUGCUGCUAAAUAUGCUUUAGAUAUUGAUGACUCUUCUGUUAAAAAGCUUACAAAAUAA
Messenger RNA from Racocetra persica, 201 nucleotides. Lineage: Eukaryota; Fungi; Glomeromycota; Glomeromycetes; Diversisporales; Gigasporaceae. The record is from the annotation of a GenBank genome assembly.